AUGCGUUGGCAUUGGGUCCUACAUGUACUGCUGGUUACAGUCACACUUGCUGAUUAUACUGACUGGAGACAGAAAAGAACCGAGAUACGCCCAAUCACUCCUACGGAUAGUGUCUCGAGGUUACUGCGACUGUACGAGUCUUCAAGGGGUCACGAAGAAGAAAGAGGCGUAAGUGCUCCUGCUGUGGAAACAGUUGUCAACUCACUCAAGUCCGCAAGCACUCAACUUGAUGAAUGGCUCGCGAAAGGAAAAUCUACCGACGACGUUUUUAAGCAUCUUACACUCGACGUCGCCGUGGAGGAUCUUCUGGGCAACUCGAAGCUAACAGAGUGGAUCACGACAUGA
This is a messenger RNA of Phytophthora infestans T30-4, 345 nucleotides long. Its product is annotated as secreted RxLR effector peptide protein, putative. The transcript has a single exon. NCBI's taxonomy places the organism in Eukaryota, Oomycota, Peronosporomycetes, Peronosporales, Peronosporaceae. Bases 1 to 345 code for a protein of 114 amino acids. The record is from RefSeq and is a predicted model, not a curated record.